UGCACAGUGCAGAUCCGCCCCCCAUAUCUUGCCACUGGGGUGUGUACGUGUACAGCAAAAGAAGCGAAGAAGCUGAGCACCCAUCUUGUAAGCUGCAGCAAGUCUUAUUACCAGAUUGGAAGAUGAGUAAGAAGAGUGUUGUAGGGACUGUUUCUCCAGAAGACUCUUCUAAGCCCAACAGAGAGUCCUGGGUCAAGCCAGACACCGUCACUCCUGGCAGGGUUAAAAGCCCUCCACACACUUCAGUCCUAAAAUAUGACCGGGAAAAACACAGUGUGCCAGGCAGGGACGUGUUUGGACUGAUCAGUGCACAUCCAGAAACAAACCCAACGCCAAAGAAACCAAGAAAGACAAGUGCAAAGCUUUCACCAUGGGAGCAACUUCAGGAGAAACUACUUAUCAACUGGGUCAAUUCCCAAAUUGACAGCAGAGGAAUGAAGGUAUCAAAUCUAGAAGGGGACAUUAAGGAUGGCGUUGUGCUGAUCACCCUCAUAGAGGUGCUCUCGGGAAAACCAGUUACACAAAAAUACAAGAAGCAAACAAUGCAUCGCUUGCAACAUCUGGAGAACUUGAAAAUUGUACUGCAAAUACUGAAGGAGGAAGGCAUUAAAGUAGUCUCCAUGGAUCCUGCUGAUGUGGUUGAUGGGAACAUGAAGCUGAUUAUGGGCCUACUCACAGAGCUGAUCCACCACUACCACAUAACUGUGACAACACCAGAGAAACCUGCUACCACAACCAACCGAGCAGCAUUUUUGGAAUGGGUCAAAGCGGCUCUCCCCAACAACAAUAUAACCAAUCUCACUACAUGUUGGAACGAUGGGCUGGCUCUAUCUGCCUUGGUGGACUAUUGCAUGCCUGGUCUCAUCCCAAACCACGCCUCUCUCGAUCCGAAUAAACAGCUAGAAAAUGUCAAGAAUGCUAUGGAUAUUGCUGAGAAGGAGCUGGGUGUGCCACACAUAGUUGAUCCUCAAGACAUCGCUUGUAGAAAGCCAGAUGAAUUUCUCAUUAUGGUGUACUUGGCCUACUUUUGUAACCCUCGACUUUUAGGCCAGAAGAAACUUCUUGAUUGGGUGAACACUUUCCUCCCUUCCAAAAAAAUAACUGAUUUCGGCAGCUGCUGGGAAGACGGUCGAAUUUUGUAUGAGCUUGUUCAUGCAAUCUUACCAAGAGCAGCAACCCCUUUGGAUAUGCUAGAAGACCAAUCACCAGCCAAACUCAAGCAGCAAGCUAAAGAGUUAGCAGAGAAAGAGCUGAGCAUAAAAGCACCAAAGAGCCUUGCAACGGCUUCAGGAACAGACUUCCAACUGACACUGAUCAUGUUUUUGGGACUACUUCAAGCAAAGGUGAAAAGUCCCAUAUCUCCCGAAACUCUGUCUGCAGAAGGCACUGGCCUCACCGGUACGAACGUGGGUGAAGACGCUCAUCUCACCAUUUUGGGUGACAUUCCCUCGAACGACAACCUCUCAGUAAUUGUGACUGAACCAGGAGGCUUGUUGCUGUACAUUGAAGAGACCUCCCCUUGCUCCUACUUGUACACACCUACAGUACAUGGCGAACACACAGUCGAUAUCACAUUUUACGGACAACCUAUUGCAGGGUCUCCUUUUCAAGUUGUUCAUGUGGACAGUGAGCUUGUUAAAAAAUGCCAAGUUUCCGAACAGAUCAACAAGGCUUGUGUCGAUACAACGUUGAAUUUUACUGUCGAUUGUAGUCAAGCAGGUUUUGGAAAUGUACAUGUUACUGUAGAAACCAAAGAGGGAGAUCAUAUUCCAGCGCCAGUCGUACACAAACCAGGAGACAAGCAUGAGGUAACCUUCACUCCGACAUCAAUCGGAGAUCACCUUCUACACAUCACCUGGAAUGGAGUUGCUCUUCCAAGCUCUCCUUUUAGCUGCCGAGUCAUCAAUCCAAGCAGAUGUGAAGCAAGUGGAGCUGGUCUGUCAAAUUCAAUUCUUGGUCGGUCUGCAAUGUUUCACAUUUCUACAAAUGGUGCGGGAGAGGGAAGUCCUUCAGCCACUGUCUCUGGGCCAUCAGAGCCGGUCGAUCUGAUCCUCCUCUCAACCAAAGACGGAACAUACACAUACGAGUACACUCCCACACAGAAAGGUAGCUACCACAUUGAUAUCAAGUUCAGUGGGUUUCCGGUUCAUGGCAGCCCCUUUAUUGUUAGACCACAGGCGCCUACAAUCGCCAGCGGAUGCUCAGUGAGGGAAUUUCCCCGUACAUCAAUGCCAAACAACGAGCCAAUAUCGAUUCUUGUGAGUAUUGAUGGAGCAGACAACGAAGCUGAACUCGUUGGAACAUUCAUUCUCGAGGAAUCAGAUGAAGAAGAAGUGCAGUGUGACAUUGCUCAAGUCGGCGGGGAAGAAAAUCUUUACAAUGUCUCAUUUGUACCAAAGGAAGUUGGGGUGUAUACUGUACACAUUCAGUACGGAGGUCUAGAAAUUCCCGAAUGCCCACUCAACUUUGCAAUCAACGAUCCUUCAAAAUGCAUUGUCGAUCACGAUUCAAGCAAACUAUACCAUGUUGACAAGGCAGUCUCCUUCCAAGUCGGUACAGAAAACGCAGGUUAUGGAGUACUUUCUGCACAAGGAGAGGAUCCUUCUGGUCAGAAUUUCAAACUGAAAGUUACCGAAAACAGUGACGAGCUAGAUAUUUACACGGUGUCAUUUGUGCCCGAGCAGGGGGGAAAACAUCAAAUCACUCUGCUCUAUGACAACCGUCCUCUAGCGGACAUGCCCCUCUUCGUUCAAGUCGAAAGCAACACCCUAGACAAUAUCGUCCUGAGCAAACCAGUCAGCCAACAUGGAUACGUUCUUGUUGACGAGCAAGUGAACUACAAGAUGUUCGCUCCAAGCAGAAAUGAGAGUUCUUUUGCUGUGACCUGCCUGGGAAUUAAUACCGGAGCCAUUCCUAAAGUGGCCAUUGAGCCAGUCGGAGAAGACAGUUAUAACAUCAGCUUCAGUGGUUCUCAUCCAGACGAAUACAAAGUGCAAAUUACAUACAACAGCCAACAGAUCCCAGGCUCUCCUUUUACAGUGAAUGUGAACCAGUCACCUGAACACAACCAAGUGGUCUCCUUCGAUCACGUUGUUCCCCUAAAAUUAGGCAAGUCAAUUGAGCUCACUUUUGAUGUAAGUCUUGCUGGAGGUGCAGGCAGUGGAACACUCACCGCUAAUAUUUCUUCUACCUCAAAGAAUUGGAUCAUUCCAACCGUUAACGAGAUCUCCCCAGCCUUUUUCAGAAUCAGUUUCGUUCCUCCCCGCGAGGAUAGGUACACUAUCACUGUGUACUGGUACGGAAAACAAGUCAAAGAUUCCCCGUUCAUUAUUGACUUCAAACCACAAGUAAAACCACCAAAAGUAUCGAUUGAGUUCGUACCCGAUCCAAGUGAACGACGACUCCUCUCAGCCACUGCUAUUGGACAAAAAACAAAAGCGAAACCGAAAGUAAAUGUACAGCAAUUCGAGCCUGGAAAAUACCAGCUGAGUCUAACCCCAACUCAAAGAGAUGUGUACCAACUUCAUGUCUCCUGGUUCCAGCAACAAAUUAGAGGGUCUCCUUUCACCCUUGAUCUCCAGACAGCACCCCCUGUUACCGGUGGGACUGGUGGUGUUCGAGAGAUUUCAGCACUAGUAGUGGGGGAGAAAUCGGGGCCUCAACGAGCUACCAUGACCGUCAGCAAGAAGACAAAUGUAGCAACCAUUGUGUUCGAGGAUAGACGAAGAGAUGUGUACAAAAUUUCAGUGUAUCUUAACAAGCGAUUAGUGAGAGGUGCUCCGUUCAAAAUUAACGUAUCUGACUAAAGUGAAACUGAGCUAGUAAAGAACACGUACACGUACAUUGUGAUUAGUUAAUUACAGAGCUGUUAGAGAACACAAUUAUAUUAUAAUUAUGUAUUUGCUAUUUUAUAUGUUUCAUUUCCCACAUAGUUUUUGAGAUACAAUUGAAGUUGCACAAACGAUGAUUUAUAAUUA
Halichondria panicea is the source of this 3977-nucleotide messenger RNA. RefSeq names its product filamin-A-like. Gene Ontology annotation, molecular function: actin filament binding. Gene Ontology annotation, biological process: actin cytoskeleton organization. Bases 123 to 3806 code for a protein of 1227 amino acids. Lineage: Eukaryota; Metazoa; Porifera; Demospongiae; Suberitida; Halichondriidae. The record is from RefSeq and is a predicted model, not a curated record. The transcript is spliced from 4 exons.